Scomber scombrus (Atlantic mackerel) is the source of this 1323-nucleotide messenger RNA. RefSeq names its product iron-sulfur cluster assembly 1 (gene isca1). Gene Ontology annotation, molecular function: 2 iron, 2 sulfur cluster binding. Gene Ontology annotation, biological process: iron-sulfur cluster assembly. Gene Ontology annotation, cellular component: mitochondrion; cytoplasm. The record is from RefSeq and is a predicted model, not a curated record. The transcript has 4 exons. Lineage: Eukaryota; Metazoa; Chordata; Actinopteri; Scombriformes; Scombridae. The coding region runs from base 13 to 402 and encodes 129 amino acids.
AACUGUAGCAACAUGUCUGCCUCCAUGGUGCGAGCGACCGUCCGGGCGGUCAGCAAAAGAAAGAUACUACCUACAAGAGCCGCGCUGACACUGACUCCAGCAGCUGUGAACAAGAUCAGGUGUUUGUUGGACGGAAAGCCAGAAUAUAUCGGUCUAAAGGUGGGAGUGAGAACACGUGGCUGCAAUGGACUAACGUACACACUGGACUACACUAAACAGAGUGACAAGUCUGAUGAGGAGGUGCUGCAGGAUGGUGUGAGGGUCUUCAUAGAGAAGAAAGCUCAGCUGACUCUUCUGGGAACUGAGAUGGACUUUGUGGAGUCAAUGCUAUCCAGUGAAUUUGUCUUCAACAAUCCCAACAUAAAAGGCACGUGUGGCUGCGGAGAGAGCUUCAACAUCUGAGUGUCACGGAGACUCCGUCCUCCCCCUAACCUUCCCUGCUCCAAACCCUGUCCCAUCCAAAAAAAGACUGAGAGACCCAGUGUUGACGAGGGAGUCGGACAUGAGGAAAUCUCUGAGAUGUGGACGUGCCUGUGUACUCACCACUGCUGUUCCUGCAGACCACUCGCAUUCACACAUCCUUAGUAAGCACGUUGAUGCUUAGAAAAGGGUUUUCAUACAACUAUUGCAUCUUAAUUGAUUUUAGGUUCUCAUUAUUCUGAUGACAGCUGCUUCUUUUUAUUCUCCAUCUGAAAUCCACUCCGGACCUUAGAAAGGAACUCGAUAGCAAAGUGUUUUUAAUUUUAAUGUCUAGCUGCCAUUUUACUUAUAUACGCACAUUAUUUUCAGAAAUUCAGUCAAGUAACAUCCGGAUAUCUUUGCAGGAAAUGGUACAAAAUGGCCCAAAUACAUCCUCUAUAAAGCUGACAGCUGAGCAGGCUGAUGAAACAUUUGAUACUAUUAAGUAUAUUGUUUUUAGGUUUGAAUCAAUCCACCAAAACCCAGAUGUAACAGGUCAAUAGCUGUUGACUAAACACACUGUAAGACAGUGUGCCGUCAUAUAGUCGCGUACCAACAGUAUGCAGAAGUGGACGAGGUUGAGUGUCUUGAAACUGCUGUAUUCAGUUUGUAUAGUCUUUGAAAAGUCAAAAGUAUAUAUUUAUCUCUCUGUGUAAAUAUAAAGAAUGUAAACCUUUGAACCACACAAGCGCACAAGUAAAAAAAGCAACGCACACAACAGGUAUCCCUCACAUAAGAGUACAUAAAGUUUAUGUUGGUUUCUUUUUGCUUGAUCAAAGGCAGACUUUGUAUAGACUGUGCUCUAAAGAUUUGUAACCUGUGCAAUAUGUCUGUGUACAUAUGAAAUAAUAAAGAAAUAGAUAC